Molecule: messenger RNA, 507 nt
Organism: Cordyceps militaris CM01
Lineage: Eukaryota; Fungi; Ascomycota; Sordariomycetes; Hypocreales; Cordycipitaceae
Exons: 2
Coding region: 1-507 (168 amino acids)
Source: RefSeq, a predicted model, not a curated record
AUGCCGUCGGAUAAGCCUCGACUCUAUCUUGCCCUCUACGCUCGGGGAGGCGACGGGUACCACUGGGCCCUGCUCGUUGGGCCUAAACAUGAGGACCAAAAUACUAGAGCGACGCGGUAUCAUGCCAAGCAGCACCUGACGAAAUGGCAGUAUAACGAGGUCAAUAUUAGUACCGCGGCCACUAAUAUGAUCCUUAUCCGAAUUUUUGCCGCCAAGGUCCAGAACAUGGACCGCGUCGAGUCAAUUAUGCGAAGUGUGCCUGUACGCCCGAAUGUGCCUGGCUGGACAUGCCGGUCGUGGGUCACGGAAGCGUACGAAAAGCUCAGAAGUGAUGGCAAGGCCCUCAGCACAUGCCCCGACUGGGAGACCUUAAGCGAACGUGCGCUUUGGUAUGUGCGCAAUAAGAUGGAGGAGCAUCGUUUCGACGGGAAAGCACCCGGUGAUCAGUUUAGCACCUGGGAGGUGGCCACGUACAGCAUCGCUGACGGACGGGAAAUCAUUCCCUAG